This is a messenger RNA of Coregonus sp. 'balchen', 26085 nucleotides long. The record is from the annotation of a GenBank genome assembly. NCBI's taxonomy places the organism in Eukaryota, Metazoa, Chordata, Actinopteri, Salmoniformes, Salmonidae.
AUGGAUUUACAAACCCUGAACGACACCUCACCAUUCUUGGAGUGUGUGGGAGCGCAAGGCGCUGGGUCAAUCGGAACAACGAACGUCAGUCUGGAACUCACAAACAUCACCACCUGUGGAAACGCGUCCGUGGUGCUCAAACCGCAACAUGUCAAACAGAAAGGUGAGGAGCCGGGCCAUCUAUAUUUACGUUAUUUCAUAAAACUAAAUGAAAUGACCAAAUACGCAAAAAACUAUACACAAAAUCAGUGUUUUGGUUUGUUAACUGGAUUCUUCCUGACAUUCGUGAUUUUGUUUUUUCUAGUUGUUUGUUAUUAUUUUUGUACUUGUAUGAUAUUUUUACUGCAUUGUUAUUUUCGCUAAUCUGACACAAAAUCCAGUUCACCAUAGCCUAUAUUUCAACAGCAAUAGGCGCUCAAACCACAGAUUCCUUGAGUUUUCGUUUAUCAAUAGGCCUUUUCCAAAUAUCGAAGAUAGCCUGAGACAAAAAAAAACGAUUUUACGCAAAAGUUAAUCACUAAUACAUGCGAAGUACAAAUUAAAAGGUUACCAUGAUGCUAUUCCAUAAUUUAAUUUCAAAUCGAAUUAUAUAUAAUAUAAUAAUUAAUUGGUUGUAAUUAAUAACAUUUAAAUGGGCUGGAACAUAAUGUUCUGAUUGCUACAGUAAUCAGUGUCCUCUAUCUUUCUAAGAAUUGUAAGUCAACCGAGUCAACCAUAGUGCAGAUGCCUAGACUUCUCCACAAAUGAAUUACAAUAGCUCUAGUCUAGUGUGUUUUCAUACAGUGUGUGUGUGUGUGUGUGUGUGCAUGCGUGAGUGUGUAUAUGUUUGUGUGCGUUUGUGUGUGUGCAGUGAUGUAGCUAAUUCAUAUAGCAGCAGCAGCAAAAGCAACAGCGCAUUACGCAUUCAUGUAUCCAAUCUAGCCACAACUAAACCCAAUGCCAGAGAACAUCACACUCAUUCAGAAAUCGUCACUCCUGGAAAUACACCCCUACCCCCCUUUAAAACCAUGACUACCACCCAUCCUUUAAAAAAUUGUUGACAGACAUUACUACUGCAAUAUUUACUAUAAAUGAAGCCAGUCCCCAGUGCAGUCAGGAGACUGAGGCUUUACCCUUUCUCCACAAGGUCAGCAUUGUACUUGAUCAAUCUGGAAUACUCAAUGUUCCAGCUGUAUCUGUACAAUUCUAACAAGGUGGCUCUUUCCCACGCUCAUUUUGAUCUGUUGUUUAGAGCAAGGGCAGUGUGUGUGAGUGUGUUUCUGUGUGUGUCUGUGUCUGUGGGUGUGUGUGUGUUUCUGUGUGUGUGUGUGUGUGUGUGUGUGUGUGUGUGUGUGUGUGUGUUUCUGUGUGUGUGUGUGUGUGUGUGUGUGUCUGUGUGUGUGUGUGUCUGUGUGUGUGUGUGUGUUUCUGUGUGUGUGUGACCGUCUCUCAGAUCAGUAAUGGACAGAGUUGAUUUUCGUUACGGUACAUCAGCAUCUCAAUAUCAAUCACUGAUAGAGGGAUGGGUGGAGUGACAUUUGAUAGCUAGAGAAAUGACCAAAAAGAGCAUACCCUUCCAGCUCCUCCACCCAUCCCUCUAUCAGUGAUUGAUACUGAGAUGCUGAUGUAGCGUAAUGAAAAUCAACUCUGAAUGCCUAUGAGAAAGUGUCAGGUGUCUGAGAAAUGUAAUCAGGAAAAUGAUUUUGACAUGGGAAUAAGGUUGUGAUACAAAACCAUUAUCAUUACAAACCAAUUAUUGUCAGGACAUGAUGGAGGUUUCUUGUCAAACAGGAGUGGGAGUGAAUUGUACACAGCACCAACCAAUAUAGAUUAGACAGACACAGCCUGAGGGGAGAUGGGAAUGUUGGUCAGAAAUAAUUAUUGGGAAGCAGAUGGUUAAAUGAUUUUAGGCUAUAUCUACUCAGCAUUGACACCAGCCUGUAUGCAACUGGUCCAUACCACACCUUGUGUGUGUGUGUGUGUGUGGGGUGUGUGUUGUGGUAUGAUGUGUGUUUUGUGUGGUGUGGUGUGUGUGUGUGUUUGACCAGCGCUCUGUCAACAACAGCAGUUGGUACAAACUGAGGCUGUGUACAGAGACAGGAGAGUCUGAAGCCUGAGGGAGGCCCUUCACCGCCCUGUAUGUAAUACACACUAUAUUUAGCAUGCUCCUCAGAAUCUCUCACACACACACACACACACACACACACACACACACACUGAUGGGGAAUAUCCAAGACCGCAGCUGCUGCCAUCAUCUUUAGUCACUCAGUCACCCUAACACUUCCUCACUUUCUCACUCAACCGCUCUAAUUUCUCUGUCUGUCUCUCUGUUUCUCUCACUUUCUCUUUGUCCCCGUGUGUUCUGGUAUUUUUAGAGCAGUAGACUGAAGUAGGCAAACAGACAAACAGACAGUGGUGCAUGCUGGUUGAAUCACAUAGCGGGUUGAAUGAUUUCAUAGCAAGCCAAGCCUCCGUGACCAGAGGACUAGAGGUUCAGCUCUAACAGACUCAGACGACUCCCACAUGCUUCAAACCCUCUAGUCAUUGUAAAACAGACGGUCAUACUUGAUUUAAACUCUUUCUUGAAGGGCUGGGAUUGAUUCCAUUUCAAUUCAGUCAAUUCAGGUGAGAAAUUGAAAAUCAAUUUGACUGCAAAGCACCCUUUCUUUUCAAAUCAGAUUAUUAAAUAAAUUAAUUCAAUUUAAAUUAAUUUUGUGAAUCAAUGGAGUUGAAAUGUAGUUGACCCUGGUUUGUGUUAAGAUAAAUCCUCCCAUCAUGAGUGACUUGGUGCUGCAGACAGAAUAAGCUAUCAUAUCAAAAGACGUAACUCCGGACAAGUCAUCUAACACGGCUUUGACACACACAGCAACUCAGGUUGUCUGGAAACCGUUCUCACUAGCCCUAGUGCAUCACUACAUACAAUAUGACAGUCAUAUAGCUGGUCAUCAAGUGAUAUUAUCUCUUACAGAAGUGCUUGACAGUUGUCACCUGUCGUAUCAUGCUUAUUACAUUGUAAAGUAGGCUGGAUGAUAGAUGAUCACUGUUGUAAAUUUUUUAUUAAACUAAUAAAACGUCUCCCAGUAAAAAGUGUCUGCAGCCCUAGUGCACUCAUAUUGCUAGUGUCAUUAAAAAGUAAUGUUUAUUCUCAUGGCCCAUCAUGCAGUAGAUGUAGUAAUGGGGUGGACGUGACAAGCAGUGACAAAGACAGGCUAGAGACAGUACCAAAGACAGGCUAGAGACAGUACCAAAGACAGGCUAGAGACAGUACCAAAGACAGGCUAGAGACAGUACCAAAGACAGACUAGAGACAGUCCCAAAGACAGGCUAGAGACAGUGCCAACAACAGGCUAGAGACAGUGCCAGACAGGCUAGAGGCAGUGCCAAAGACAGGCUAGAGACAGUCCCAAAGACAGGCUAGAGGCAGUGCCAACAACAGGCUAGAGACAGUGCCAAAGACAGGCUAGAGAAAGUGCCAAAGACUGGCUAGAGACAGUGCCAAAGACAGGCUAGAGAAAGUGCCAAAGACUGGCUAGAGACAGUGCCAAAGACAGGCUAUUGGUCACAAGCAGAAUCCUUCUAUGUCCCAAAUGGCACCCUGUUCCCUAUAUAAAGGUCUAUGGGCCCUGGUCAAAAGUAGUACACUGUGUAGGGAAUAGGGUGCCAUUUCCACUAUUUGCUAUUCAGUGUCUGUUUUUACAGUGUUUUGAGGGUGAUGGGGUGGCAGAUGUCUUGGUGGUUAGCGUGUUUGGCCAGUAACUGGAAGGUUGCCAGUUCGAAUCCCCGCACUGACAAGGCGAAAGAUCUAUUGUUCUGCCAUUGAGCAAGGCAGUUAGUUAACCCCCCACAACUACUAUGUGUACACAAUGGUGUUGUUUUGUGUGAUUCUAACAAGGCAGACUCAGUGGUUGUCAUGUUUAUAUCAGUGUGAACAUGUAUGCACAGGGAUUUAGUGUGGAUUACCCCUCUAAACAAUCACAACUACUAGCUCCGUUUAUGUGUGGCAACGAAGGGGGCAGAGUGUUAAAUGGCAGAUAUGUGAGGGCAAAACUAAUAAACGGGCUCUGCCCUCUCACUAAAAUGGCUACCCCAACAAGAACUACAGAUCACAAAAUGGCAGACCGCCAAAAACGACAAUCCCCAGAAGCAAGGGGAACGCUCGCAAGGUGGGGCCGACCCACAUAUAAGGGGUUAAGACAAACCAGGAAGAGAGAGAGAGAGCAAGGGGCUGUGGAUCUGUGAACAACGGAAAAAGAGAAAAGUGACAAUAUAUAUCGGCUGGAUUUACGUGUAUGACCUAGACUGUUUGGAUUUACCUGUUGGCUGUUGGACCUGGACCUACCUAGAACCCGAUUUGUGUAUCGAACACUGCUAUCCUCGACCACGCUUGCGGCCUGGGCGGACCAGGACGGAGAAACCAACGUACAGGUACUGUCCUGUUCGAAAUAACUCUCUCUGGGGUGAUUUAGGUGACGGUCUCCCGCUGAAUUUGUAUACAAACUCUCCUAACCUUGAAGAGGAUUGUCACACGUGGUGGAGAAUGCGGGCACAUUGUCGUUUGAACCGGAUAAAUGGACUAGCCAUACCGCUAGUAAGGUACAUGCUCUACAACAUUCGGAGAGUACGACCCUGCCUUACACAGGAAGCGGCACAGGUCCUAAUCCAGGCACUCGCAUCUGUUACAAGACCAUGGUGCUUGCCUAUGAAGCUGUGAGGGGAACGGCACCUCCGUACCUUCAGGCUCUGAUCAGUCCCUACACCCAAACGAGGGCAUUGCGUUCAUCCACCUCUGGCCUGCUGGCUCCCCUUCCUCUGCGGAAGCAUAGUUCCCGCUCAGCCCAGUCAAAACUGUUCGCUGCUCUGGCACCCCAAUGGUGGAACAAGCUCCCUCACGACGCCAGGACAGCGGAGUCACUCACCACCUUCCGGAGACAUUUGAAACCCCACCUCUUUAAGGAAUACCUGGGAUAGGAUAAAGUAAUCCUUCUACCCCCCCCCCCCCCCCCCCCCCCCCUCUUAAAAAAAAAAUAAAAAAAUGUAAAGUGGUUAUCCCACUGGUUAUAGGGUGAAUGCACCAAUUUGUAAGUCGCUCUGGAUAAGAGCGUCUGCUAAAUGACGUAAAUGUAAAUGUAAAUGUAAAUGUACAUUUCAUAUAUAUAUUUUUUUUGUUCAGUUAGCACUCGGAAGGGUAGUCAGGUUUUUUGUGGUUUUGUUUGUUUCGUUCAGUUUGCUCAGGGACAAUUAGUAUGGAAAGAGCCAUACAGGCACUGUUACAAGCAGUGGCAGCCCAACAAGAGGCAACUAGAGCUCAACAAAUAGCUCAUCGGGAUGCGAUACGAAUGCAUCAGGAUGACCUGGAGUUGAUAGAUGCACAGAACCAUGAUAAACUAAAGGGAGAGAUUCUGACUAGACUGGGAGUGACCAAUACCGUGAGGGCACAUCGCUUCCACCAGUGGGCCUACAGACUUGGACAACCCUCUCACUUGAUUCACCUGGCACGGAAAUGGUUGCGACCAGAGACCCGUUCAUCCGCCGAGGUCGUCGAGACCAUCGUACUCAACCAGUUUCAGCGAGGUCUACCCCGAGAAGUUCGACGAUGGGUUGGCCAGAACUAAGUACUUUCCGCCGACCAUCUCGUGGCCUUGGUUGAACGAUAUUGUAUGGCAGGAACUUCUGAGCAGGCACAGGAGGAAAAAUCCCAAUUUCCCAAGCCCAGGUGAACCAGCGGACCGGGUAUGACUGUUCCAGCAUUGGGAGGGGGAAAGAACCAGACUGGGGGCGAGACACUCCGGCAAAAGCCAAAAACCGGGACUUAUUUCCCUAAUUAAAAUGCAAAUAAAGUUAUAACAUUUUUGACAUGUUUUUCUGGAUUUUUUUGUUGUUAUUCUGUCUCUCACUGUUCAAAUAAACCUACCAUUAAAAUUAUAGACUGAUCAUUUCUUUGUCAUUGGGCAAACGUACAAAAUCAGCAGGGGAUGAAAUACUUUUUUCCCCUCACUGUAUUGCGACCUACUGUUCUAUUAAAGAAGAUGCCGUAUGAUAUAAUACUGGGUAGAUUAUGCCACUCGCUACCCAGAAGCCAUUCCCCUUCGGACGAUGGCAUUCAAAAAUAUUGCCAAGGAGUUAGUGCUCCUGUUCACCAAGGUAGGGAUUCCAAAGGAGAUCCUUACUGAUCAGGGGACCCCCUUUAUGUCCCACCUUAUGGCGGACCUUUGUAAGUUGUGGCAGUUGAAACAGUUGAGGACCUUGGUUUACCAUCCUUAGACGGACGGGAUGGUUGAGAGAUUCAACCGCACCCUGAAGUCAAUGCUCACAAAGGUAAUCAAUAAGGAUGGUAAAAACUGGGAUUUCAUGUUGCCAUAUCUGAUGUUUGCCAUUAGAGAGGUUCCCCAAGCCUCGCUGGGGUUUUCACCCUUUGAGCUAGUAUAUGGGAGGCACCCCCGGGGAAUCUUACACAUCGCCCGGGAAACCUGGGAGCACCAGGCCUCUCCUUAUACUAGUGUUAUAGAGCACGUCACGACAAUGCAAGACAGGAUAGACAAAGUCACGGCCAUCGUCAGAGAGCACAUGAGGCAAGCACAAGAGCACCAGCUGCACACUUAUAACCGGAAGGAUACCCUGAGGGAAUUUCAACCGGGAGAUAAGAUGUUAGUGCUGGUCCCCACGGUAGAGUGUAAACUACUAGCCAUAUGGAAAGGACAGUAUGAAGUGCUGGAGAAAAUAGGAUAAGUUAAUUAUCGGAUCCGACAGCCAGGUCGUCGGACCCCAGAACAGAUCUAUCACAUAAACCUGUUAAAAGCAUGGAGAGAGAGAGAAACACUAAUUGUCACUUACCCCACACCCACUCAGGGGGCAGCCAACGUGCAAGUUUCACCAACUCUGUCCCCAACACAAGUACAGGAAGUAAAGACCCUGAUCCAGAGAAACAGAUGUGUUUUCAGGGAUACCAGUACGAACUGAGGUUACGGCUCAUGAUAUUGUUUCCCUACCAGGGAAAAAAGUGAGCAUGAGGCCAUAUCGGGUACCCGAGGCUCGACGAGCCCGACUAGAGCGGAGACUGAGAAAAUGUUGGCAGCUGGAGUGGUCGAAGAGUCACAUAGUGAGUGGUCUAGCCCAAUUGUGAUGGUCUCCAAGCCCGAUGGGUCUUUGUGGUUUUGUAAUGAUUUUCGGAAGGUAAAUUAAAUCUCCAAGUUUGAUGCCUACCCCAUGCCCCGAGUAGAUGAACUAUUGGAGAAAGUUGGUAAAGCUCGUUACAUUAUGAACCCUGGACCUAGCCAAAGGUUACUGGUAAAUUCCCCUGACCCCCAGAGCCAAAGGAAAGAGAGCCUUCGCAACCCCUGACGGUUUGUUUCAAUACACCGUCAUGUCAUUCGGCUUACAUGGGGCCCCAGCCACCUUUCAACGACUAAUGGACCAGGUCCUAAAACCGCACCGAGCUUAUGCCGCAGCCUAUUUAGAUGACGUGGAGAUCUACAGCCCAGAUUGGGAAUUCCACUUACCCCGGGUACAGGCAGCGCUAAACGCCCUUAGGAAGGCAGGGCUCAUGGCGAACCCUGCCAAGUGUUAUGUGGGGUUAGAGGAAACCGAGUAUCUGGCAUACACCGUGGGAAGACGGUUAAUCAAACCCCAACUUAAGAAGGUUGAGGCAAUUAGAGGAUGGCCGAAACCAGUAAAUAAGAAGCAGGUUUGAGCCUUCCUAGGGUUGACAGGUUACUACCGGAAGUUCAUCCCAAAUUAUGCUACAGUGGCCGCCCCACUCACCGACAUGACUAGAGCCAGAGAGCCAAACAUGGUAAAAUGGGAUGAAAAGUCCACCAAAGCAUUUAGAACAUUACAGGACGCUCUCUGCUGUAAUCCAGUGCUGGUGGUACCAGACUUUGAGCGUGAGUUCGUGGUUCAGACGGUGCCUCAGAGGUCGGGUUGGUAGCCGUGCUCUCCCAAGAGGUAGAAGGGGUGGAACACCCCAUCCUGUUUUUAAGCAGGAAGCUGGAACCACGGGAGGCCAAUUACUAAGUCGUUGAGAAAGAGGCGCUGGCAGUAAAGUGGGCUCUAGAAAGCCUGAAAUAUUAACUGCUAGGGCGCCACUUCACCCUCAUCAGUGACCAUGCCCCACUCACCUGGUAGCAUAGAGCUAAAGAGAAGAACGCUCGGGUGAUGCAGUGGUUUUUGAGUCUCCAACCGUUUCAAUUUUACUUAAAACACAGAGCAGGGAAGGAAAUGUGGAUGGGUUAUCCCGCAUGCAUGCCUAUUUUGCUGAGGUAACCUGACCUAGGGGGUCGAAGCUAGGGGGGGAGAUGUGUGGCAAAGAAGGGGGCAGAGUGUUAAUGGCAGAUAUGUGAGGGCAGAACUAAUAAACGGGCUCUGCCCUCUCACUAAAAUGGCCAACUACUGAUCACAAAAUGGCCGACUGCCAAAAACUACAAUCCCCAGAAGCAAGGUGGGGCCGACCCACAUAUAAGGGGGGAGGGAGGGAGGGAGAGGGAGGGGGAGGGAGAGGGAGGGAGGGAGAGGGGGAGGGAGAGGGAGGGGGAGGGAGGGGGAGAGGGAGGGAGAGGGAGGGGAGGGGAGGGGAGGGGGAGGGGGAGGGGGAGGGGGAGGGAGGGGGAGAGGGAGGGGGAGGGAGGGGGAGAGGGAGGGGGAGGGAGGGGGAGAGGGAGGGGGAGAGAGAGGGAGAGAGGGAGAGAGAGAGGGAGAGAAAAUCUGUGAACCACGGAAAAAGAGAAAAGUGACUAUAUAUCGGCUGGAUUUACCGUGUAUGACCUGGACUGUUUGGACUUACCUGUUGGCUGUUGGACCUAGACCUACUGAGAACCCGAUUCGUGUAUCGAACACUGCUAUCCUCAACCACGCCUGCGGCCUGGGCGGACCAGGAAGGAGAAACCAACGUACAGGUACUGUCCUGUUCGAAAGAACUCCCUCUGGGGUGAUUUUGGUGACGGUCUCCCGCUGAAUUUGUGUACAAACUCUCCUAACCUUGAAAAGGAUUGUCACAGUAGUUUCCCGCUCUCCGUCCCCCUCUGACUGUGUAAGCUAAGGAGAGAUUUGUGCUGUACCUUAAAAUGGGGAAAAUCUAACCAGGAAGAUAUCUGUGUGUGUUGUUUACAUUUGGAAAUGUUGGUGCAUGAGGCCGAGGUUGCUAGGCUAGUGAGUAUUGGGGAGAGAAACUUGAGGAAACGUUCAACAAACUACAAUUUGAGUAAUCAGUUAGCACAUGUAUACCCAAAAAUCAAAUAAAAUCAAAUUGUAUUUGUCACAUGCGCCGAAUACAACAGGUGUAGACUUUACAGUGAAAUGCUUACUUACAACAAUGCAGUUUUAAGAAAAAUAAGUGUUAAGUAAAAAAAAUUAUAACUGUUACGCACGCCUCUCGGAAGAGGGAACGCAACACCCUGCUACAACUCAACUCUCCGUGGUGUGAAAGAGGUAUGGGACUGUAGGUGUGAGUAAGGAUGACAAAAGGCAGAGAAUACCAUUAACAGGGAAUUUAUUCCUUCGCACGGUAAGUUUGGGGAAAAGGGGCUGGACGGAACCAAAGCAAAGAAAGUAAAUAUCAAAGCCCCCUCUCUUACCUUACCUGCCUACCCACUACUUACUUAACUAGCACCACCUGGUGCACUAACCAAAAUACAAAGGAUGGUCCGCCCAGGUCUUUCCUAGUGUGCAUAGACAGUCAACUUCUACGGGUAAUGUAUGCCCGCGGGCCUCUUACCUAAGCACUCCCUAGGUGCCUUCCCCUUCCCCCCUUGGGAACAAAUGAAACAAAAAUAGCACAAACUGGUUCAACAACAAACCUGAGAAAAAAACUUACUCAGGACAUUAAAGAAACUCUGAGCCACAAACUAACACAAAACAUUACAAUUGGUUCUCAGAGCACAGUACAUACCAAACUCUUAGCAUACAACCAACAUGCUGUAACUCUCAGCAAUUCUGGUUCUGAGCAACUGGGGCUUAUAUAGCUUCAGGAGGAGUUGGUAAAUUGGAGACAGCUGCGUCCUGACGAGGGCGCGGUGUCAGCUCUCAAAUCAUCAAUGUUUUUCAAAUCAAUCAGCUGCUUGUUGGGGAAUUUCAGGAACCCAUUUCCUGAAAUACCUACAUGAAAAUACACAAACCACAACAUAGAAACUGGGGAACGUAACAAUAACAAAUAAUUAAAAGAGCAGCAGUAAGACAAUGCAAAUAGUCCAGGUAACCAUUUGAUUAGCUGUUCAGGAGUCUUAUGGCUUGGGCGUAGAAGCUGUUAAGAAGCCUUUUGGACGUAGACUUGGCGCCAUGGUACCGCUUGCCGUGCGGUAUCAGAGAGAACAGUCUAUGACUAGGGUGGCUGGAGUCUUUGACAAUUUUUAGGGCCUUCCUCUGACACCGCCUGAUAUAGAGGUCCUGGAUGGCAGGAAGCUUGGCCCCAGUGAUUGUACUAGGCUGUACGCACUACCCUCUGUAGUGCCUUGCGGUCGGAGGCCGAGCAGUUGCCAUACCAGGCAGUGAUGCAACCAGUCAGGAUGCUCUCGAUGGUGCAGCUGUAGAACUUUUUGAGGAUCUGAUGACCCAUGCCAAAUCUUUUCAGUCUCCUGAGGGGGAAUAGGCUUUGUCGUGCCCUCUUCACGACUGUCUUGGUGUGUUUGGACCAUGAUAGUUUGUUGUUGAUGUGGACACCAAGGAACUUGAAGCUCUCAACCUGCUCCACUACAGCCCCGUUGAUGAGAAUGGAGGUGUGCUCGGUCCUCCUUUUCCUGUAGUCCACAAUCAUCUCCUUUGUCUUGAACAUGUUGAGGGAGAGUGACUCCAGAGUGGCACAGUGGUCUAAGGCACUGCAUCGCAGUGCUAGCUGUGCCACUAGAGAUCCUGGUUCGAGUCCAGGCUCUGUCGCAGCCGGCCGCAACCGGGAGACCCAUGGGCGGCGCACAAUUGGUCCAGCGUCGUCCAAGGUAGGGGAGGGUUUGGCCGGCAGGGAUGUGAGUUCGUUUCCCACGGGGGGCCAGUAUGAAAAAAAUAAAAAUAAACAUAUGCAUUCACUAACUGUAAGUCGCUCUGGAUAAGAGCGUCUGCUAAAUGACUAAAAUGUAAUGUAAAAUGAGAGGUUGUUAUCCUGGCACCACACGGCCAGGUCUCUGACCUCCUCCCUACAGGCUGUCUCAUCGUUGUCGGUGAUCAGGCCUACCAAUGUUGUGUCGUCGGCAAACUUAAUGAUGGUGUUGGAGUCGUGCCUGGCCAUGCAGUCAUGGGUGAACAGGGAGUACCCCUGAGAGGCCCCCGUGUUGAGGAUCAGCGUGGCAGAUGUGUUGUUACCUACCCUUACCACCUGGGGGCGGCCCGUCAGGAAGUCCAGGAUCCAGUUGCAGAGGGAAGUGUUUAGUCCCAGGGUCCUUAGCUUAGUGAUGUUCUUUGAGGGCACUAUUGUGUUGAAUGCUGAGCUGUAGUUAAUGAAUAGCAUUCAUUAGUUCCUUUUGUCCAGGUGGGAAAGGGCAGUGUGGAGUGCAAUAGAGAUUGCAUCAUCUGUGGAUCUGUUGAGGCGGUAUACAAAUUGGAGUGGGUCUAGGGUUUCUGGGAUAAUGAUGUUGGUGUGAGCCAUGACCAGCCUUUCAAAGCACUUCAUGGCUAAAGAUGUGAGUGCUACGGGUCUGUAGUCUUUUAGGCAGGUUACCUUAGUGUUCUUGGGUACAGGGACUAUGGUGGUCUGCUUGAAACAUGUUGGUAUUACAGACUCCAUCAGGGACAGGUUGAAAAUGUCAGUGAAGAAACUUGCCAGUUGGGUGAAGUAUUGAUGGAAGAUAUAGGCCCAGGUUCUGACCCAAGGGGUGGAAAUGUACAAUUCUCUUUCUUUUCUAGUUACAGUAUGUCUCUGUUUCCCUUCAUCCCUCCCUCCCUACCUCUCUGUCUCUCUGUCUCUCUGUCUCUCUGUCUCUCUGUCUCUCUCUCUCUCUCUCUCUCUCUCUCUCUCUCUCUCUCUCUCUCUCUCUCUCUCUCUCUCUCUCUGUCUCUGUCUCUGUCUGUCUCCACUACCUCUCUCUCUCUCUCUCUCUUUCUCUCUCUCUCUCUCUCUCUCUCUCUCUCUCUCUCUCUGUCUCUGUCUCUGUCUCUGUCUGUCUCCACUACCUCUCUCUCUCUCUUUCGCUCUCUCCCUCUCUCUCUGUCUGUCUCCACUACCGCUCUCUCUCGCUCUCUCUCUCUGAGAAGGGGUGAUGUGCGUGUGUGAUGGUCAAUAUUGAUAUCCCAUGGGUAAUUAAGGAGAGAAUUUGCUCCUCUCCUCUUCUGGUACAGACAGCCAGCAGGAUGACAAAAGUAAAUGUGCUCAGGGAGUUAUGGCUGUUCCCUGCACAGCCACCGAGCACACAGGGAAACUAAUUGGCUUCGAUUAGGCUGAAGCCAUAUUUUCAUGAGAGAUAUGCACAUACGUGCCACAAACACGUGAAUGCACUUACCACAGUUCCGCUCAACUUGUUAUUGAGAAUGUGUUUAAUUGCAGGCGCCUCCAAACACAUUCUAAUGAGCCAACACUGAGGUGGUGCCAACUCAGAGCUCAGACACAGCAUCUGGGUAAUGUUAUAUGAAGAGGUGAGUGAGGGAGAGCGAGAGAGAGAAGGAAAGAAAGAAAGAGUGUGUGUGAAGAUAUUUUUGUUACUGCAUAUUACAGCGUGAUGUAGGGGUGUAACGAUCCAUCUACUACAUCGAUGUAUCGAUUUAUAUUCCUAUGAUCCAACUACAUCGAUCUGUGCUCGGCGAGUUGGCCUUUUGGACAACAUAUAUCGAUCUAACAUCGUUUUAAAAUGUAAUAAAUCGAUUGUAUCGAUACUAGGAAAUAACCCAUUGGAUUUAAGCACGUCAGACUUUAUAUGGAUGUUUUUUCUUAGCACUUUUAAUGAUAAAGGCUUUAAACAUUACUCGAUUCAGUCUGCCUAUCCGUGACGUCAUUGCGCCAGCAGCAGCGCAAAGGCGCCAAGACAACAAAACAUAGCAUGGCGGACGACAGAGGAGAAGCCGACGAGCGAGAAAUUAUCAAGCCACCAUUGCGGUCCUUACAAGAAACAGGAAUCUAGGAAACUUCACCUGCACUGUCCAGUAUCCAGGUAUUUAUUUCAGUCACACUGGUUGAAUUUUUGGCUAAAAGGUUACUGAAUCGAUUUCAAGUCACUGAAUCGUUUCGGAUCGUAUCGUUCUAAAUGAACCAAUAUCGUCCUUGAAUUGUAUCGACAACCACGAAUCGUGAUACAAAUCGAAUCGUUGUUAAAACGAAUCGUUACACCCCUAGCGUGAUGUUAUCAUCUUUUAGGCAAUGUGUUGGUUGAUACAAGUAAGGCCUGUGUGAUAAAUCAGAGCCUGCAGCCAUCACCUGCUGUGGAUGUAUUUCAAGGCCUACCUUCAAACUCAGUGCCUCUUUGCUUGACAUCAUGGGAAAAUCAAAACAAAUCAGCCAAGACCUGGUUCAUCCUUGGGAGCAAUUUCCAAACGCCUGAAGGUACCACGUUCAUCUGUACAAACAAUAGUAUGCAAGUAUAAACACCAUGGGACCACGCAGCCGUCAUACCGCUCAGGAAAGAGACGCGGUCUGUCUCCUAGAGAUGAACGUACUUUGGUGCAAAAAGUGCAAAUCAAUCCCAGAACAACAGCAAAGGACCUUGUGAAGAUCCUGGCAGAAACAGGUACAAAAAUAUCUAUAUCCACAGUAAAACGAGUCCUAUAUCGACAUAACCUGAAAGGCCGCUCAGCAAGGAAGAAGCCACUGCUCGAAAACCGCCAUAAAAAAGCCAGACUACGGUUUGCAACUGCACAUUAGGACAAAGAUCAUACUUUUUGGAUCAUACAAAUGUCCUCUGGUCUGAUGAAACAAAAAUAGAACUGUUUGCCCAUAAUGACUAUCGUUAUGUUUGGAGGAAAAAGGAGGCUGCUUGCAACCCAAAGAACACCAUCCCAACCGUGAAGCACGGGGGUGGCAGCAUCAUGCUGUGGGGGUGCUUUGCUGCAGAAGGGACUGGUGCACUUCACAAAAUAGAUGGCAUCAUGAGGAAGGAAAAUUAUGUGGAUAUAUUGAAGCAACAUCUCAAGACAUCAGUCAGGAAGUUAAAGCUUGGUUGCAAAUGGGUCUUCCACAUGCACAAUGACACCAAGCAUACUUCCAAAGUUGUGGCAAAAUGGCUUAAGGACAACAAAGUCAAGGUAUUGGAGUGGCCAUCACAAAGCCCUGACCUCAAUCCUAUAGAAAAUUUGUGGGCAGAACUGAAAAAGGGUGUGCGAGCAAGGAGGCCUAGAAACCUGACUCUCUCUCUCUCUCUCUCUCUCUCUCUCUCUCUCAAUGCAAAUGGCUAUAUUGGUGUGGGAAGCAUGUUUACAUUGCAAAAGCAAGUGGAAUAGAUAAUAAACAAAAGUGAAAUAAACAAUCAGAAAUUAACAGUAAACAUUACACUCAAAAGUUUCGAAAGAAUAGACAUUUCAAAUGUUCUAUCAUGGUUAUGCACAGUGUUGUAACAAUGUGCAAAUUGUCUGUCUCUGUUUCUCUCUUUCUUUCUCUCUCUCUCCUAAACCUGAGCUACAUUUCAUUUCAAAUGGUUGCCCCCUCACGUCUGAUCCAUUCACUCACUCACAUUCCUGAUUCGGCCCACAGUGAGUUUGGGUCAGUGACGUACAGUACAUGGUAGCAUACUUUAAGUGACACUUCAAAUAAAGCCACUAUAGUGUUUUACUAUACACUAUCAGGUCUUAGCUAUUAUACCACUUUUCUCCAAUGAACAUUCCUUAUCCCCCCUAUUCAAUCAUAAAGCAAUACAUUAUUAUCUACUGUUACUUUCUCAUGACCUAUAGACACGGCUAGAAAUGUAAUCGCCAUAAUUAAUGGCGGCGCAUUAGGCCAUGGUCUGGAAGUGAAUGGUGUCUCGUAGAGAGAAAAAAAUAUGAUUGCUUUGAGAAUCAUCCAUUUGGUUUCCAAUUGCUUUCCAGACCAGAAGAGGUAUCCCAAUAGAACCUUUUAAGGUAGUCAAUGGAGACUGGAACUAUUUAUCUUUUUAAUUGACCUUACUUCCUCUCUCUCUCUCUCACUCUCUCGCUCUGUCAUAUACAGUUGAAGUAGGAAGUUUACAUGCACUUAGUUUGGAGUCAUUAAAACUCGUUUUUCAACCACUCCACAAAUUUCUUGUUAACAAACUAUAGUUUUGGCAAGUCGGUUAGGACAUCUACUUUGUUUAUGACACAAGUCAUUUUUCCAACAAUUCACUGUAUUACAAUUCCAGUGGGUCAGAAGUUUACAUACACUAAGUUGACUGAGCCUUUAAACAGCUUGGACAAUUCCAGGAAAUGAUGUCAUGGCUUUCGAAGCCUCUGAUAGGUUAAUUGACAUCAUUUGAGUCAAUUGGAGGUGUACCUGUGGAUGUAUUUCAAGGCCUACCUUCAAACUCAGUGCCUCUUUGCUUGACAUCAUGGGAAAAUCAAAACAAAUCAGCCAAGACCUGGUUCAUCCUUGGGAGCAAUUUCCAAACGCCUGAAGGUACCACGUUCAUCUGUACAAACAAUAGUAUGCAAGUAUAAACACCAUGGGACCACGCAGCCGUCAUACCGCUCAGGAAAGAGACGCGGUCUGUCUCCUAGAGAUGAACGUACUUUGGUGCAAAAAGUGCAAAUCAAUCCCAGAACAACAGCAAAGGACCUUGUGAAGAUCCUGGCGGAAACAGGUACAAAAAUAUCUAUAUCCACAGUAAAACGAGUCCUAUAUCGACAUAACCUGAAAGGCCGCUCAGCAAGGAAGAAGCCACUGCUCGAAAACCGCCAUAAAAAAGCCAGACUACGGUUUGCAACUGCACAUUAGGACAAAGAUCAUACUUUUUGGAUCAUACAAAUGUCCUCUGGUCUGAUGAAACAAAAAUAGAACUGUUUGCCCAUAAUGACUAUCGUUAUGUUUGGAGGAAAAAGGAGGCUGCUUGCAACCCAAAGAACACCAUCCCAACCGUGAAGCACGGGGGUGGCAGCAUCAUGCUGUGGGGGUGCUUUGCUGCAGAAGGGACUGGUGCACUUCACAAAAUAGAUGGCAUCAUGAGGAAGGAAAAUUAUGUGGAUAUAUUGAAGCAACAUCUCAAGACAUCAGUCAGGAAGUUAAAGCUUGGUUGCAAAUGGGUCUUCCACAUGCACAAUGACACCAAGCAUACUUCCAAAGUUGUGGCAAAAUGGCUUAAGGACAACAAAGUCAAGGUAUUGGAGUGGCCAUCACAAAGCCCUGACCUCAAUCCUAUAGAAAAUUUGUGGGCAGAACUGAAAAAGGGUGUGCGAGCAAGGAGGCCUAGAAACCUGACUCUCUCUCUCUCUCUCUCUCUCUCUCUCUCUCAAUGCAAAUGGCUAUAUUGGUGUGGGAAGCAUGUUUACAUUGCAAAAGCAAGUGGAAUAGAUAAUAAACAAAAGUGAAAUAAACAAUCAGAAAUUAACAGUAAACAUUACACUCAAAAGUUUCGAAAGAAUAGACAUUUCAAAUGUUCUAUCAUGGUUAUGCACAGUGUUGUAACAAUGUGCAAAUUGUCUGUCUCUGUUUCUCUCUUUCUUUCUCUCUCUCUCCUAAACCUGAGCUACAUUUCAUUUCAAAUGGUUGCCCCCUCACGUCUGAUCCAUUCACUCACUCACAUUCCUGAUUCGGCCCACAGUGAGUUUGGGUCAGUGACGUACAGUACAUGGUAGCAUACUUUAAGUGACACUUCAAAUAAAGCCACUAUAGUGUUUUACUAUACACUAUCAGGUCUUAGCUAUUAUACCACUUUUCUCCAAUGAACAUUCCUUAUCCCCCCUAUUCAAUCAUAAAGCAAUACAUUAUUAUCUACUGUUACUUUCUCAUGACCUAUAGACACGGCUAGAAAUGUAAUCGCCAUAAUUAAUGGCGGCGCAUUAGGCCAUGGUCUGGAAGUGAAUGGUGUCUCGUAGAGAGAAAAAAAUAUGAUUGCUUUGAGAAUCAUCCAUUUGGUUUCCAAUUGCUUUCCAGACCAGAAGAGGUAUCCCAAUAGAACCUUUUAAGGUAGUCAAUGGAGACUGGAACUAUUUAUCUUUUUAAUUGACCUUACUUCCUCUCUCUCUCUCUCACUCUCUCGCUCUGUCAUAUACAGUUGAAGUAGGAAGUUUACAUGCACUUAGUUUGGAGUCAUUAAAACUCGUUUUUCAACCACUCCACAAAUUUCUUGUUAACAAACUAUAGUUUUGGCAAGUCGGUUAGGACAUCUACUUUGUUUAUGACACAAGUCAUUUUUCCAACAAUUCACUGUAUUACAAUUCCAGUGGGUCAGAAGUUUACAUACACUAAGUUGACUGAGCCUUUAAACAGCUUGGACAAUUCCAGGAAAUGAUGUCAUGGCUUUCGAAGCCUCUGAUAGGUUAAUUGACAUAAUUUGAGUCAAUUGGAGGUGUACCUGUGGAUGUAUUUCAAGGCCUACCUUCAAACUCAGUGCCUCUUUGCUUGACAUCAUGGGAAAAUCAAAACAAAUCAGCCAAGACCUGGUUCAUCCUUGGGAGCAAUUUCCAAACGCCUGAAGGUACCACGUUCAUCUGUACAAACAAUAGUAUGCAAGUAUAAACACCAUGGGACCACGCAGCCGUCAUACCGCUCAGGAAAGAGACGCGGUCUGUCUCCUAGAGAUGAACGUACUUUGGUGCAAAAAGUGCAAAUCAAUCCCAGAACAACAGCAAAGGACCUUGUGAAGAUCCUGGCGGAAACAGGUACAAAAAUAUCUAUAUCCACAGUAAAACGAGUCCUAUAUCGACAUAACCUGAAAGGCCGCUCAGCAAGGAAGAAGCCACUGCUCGAAAACCGCCAUAAAAAAGCCAGACUACGGUUUGCAACUGCACAUUAGGACAAAGAUCAUACUUUUUGGAUCAUACAAAUGUCCUCUGGUCUGAUGAAACAAAAAUAGAACUGUUUGCCCAUAAUGACUAUCGUUAUGUUUGGAGGAAAAAGGAGGCUGCUUGCAACCCAAAGAACACCAUCCCAACCGUGAAGCACGGGGGUGGCAGCAUCAUGCUGUGGGGGUGCUUUGCUGCAGAAGGGACUGGUGCACUUCACAAAAUAGAUGGCAUCAUGAGGAAGGAAAAUUAUGUGGAUAUAUUGAAGCAACAUCUCAAGACAUCAGUCAGGAAGUUAAAGCUUGGUUGCAAAUGGGUCUUCCAAAUGCACAAUGACACCAAGCAUACUUCCAAAGUUGUGGCAAAAUGGCUUAAGGACAACAAAGUCAAGGUAUUGGAGUGGCCAUCACAAAGCCCUGACCUCAAUCCUAUAGAAAAUUUGUGGGCAGAACUGAAAAAGGGUGUGCGAGCAAGGAGGCCUAGAAACCUGACUCAGUUACACCAGCUCUGUCAGGAGGAAUGGGCCAAAAUUCACCCAACUUAUUGUAGGAAGCUUGUGGAAGGCUACCCGAAACGUUUGACCCAAGUUAAACAAUUUAAAGGCAAUGCUACCAAAUACUAAUUAGUGUAUGUAAACUUCUGACACACUGGGAAUGUGAUGAAAUAAAUAAAAUCUGAAAUAAAUAAUUCUCUCUACUAUUAUUCUGACAUUUCACAUUCUUAAAAUAAAGUGGUGAUCCUAACUGACCUAAAACAGGGAAUUUUUACUAGGAUUAAAUGUCUGGAAUUGUGAAAAACUGAGUUUAAAUGUAUUUGGCUAAGGUGUAUGUAAACUUCCGACUUCAACUGUACAUACAGACACCGACACAGACACACACCCCUUCCCACCACUUUCUCUCUGGGAUGCCCCAAGGCCAUUUGGCUGCAGGCUGUAGAGGUAGAGAUCAAUAGAGACACGUUGAAACAGGGUGAUGUUAUUGAGCUGUAUGUUAAAGAUAUACUGCCCUUUAUCUACUUCCCCAGAGUCAGAUGAACUUGUGGAUACCAUUUUUAUGUGUCUGUGUCCAGUGUGAAGGAUGUUAGAGGUAGUUUCGCGAGCCAAUGCUAACUAGCGUUAGCGCAAUGACUGGAAGUCUAUGGGUAUCUGCUAAUAUGCUAGCAUUUACCUAUAAACUUCCAGACAUUGCGUUAAUGCUAGUUAGCAAUUGCGCUAGCGUUAGUUAGCAACUUCCUCCAAAUUACAUGCAGAGACUGAUUUAUUUUGUUGUAAAAAUGGUAUUUACGACUUCAUCUGACUCUGGGGAAGUAGAUAACAGGCCUCAUUGCCAAAAUCCCAAAGUAUCCCUUUAAACAGUACUGAUUAAUCUGUUAAACUGCACUAGGGCCUCUUAACAGGCCUCGUGCCCUCAUUAAUUACAUUCUUAGACUUCCUCUGCCUGGCUGGGCCGCUCCACUCGAUGGGCUUCUAUAAAUAGUGCUGUUGGGGUCAUGACAUGAUAACCAUCAAUCCUAUCUAAGGAACACAACAUACACACUGUGUUGGAUUGUGACUGGUGGGAUCUUAUUGCUUCCAUCAGGCUUUAAAUGUAUCAUGUUAUGUGAUCUCCACCUCUGUUUGUCACCCCCUCUCUCUCAUUCUCCCUUCUCUUUCUUUCAUUAACCGACCCCACCCCUCUAUCUGUUCUCUAUCUCUCGUUCUUAUCAUCCUCUCUCCUCCCUUUCCUCCUCUCUCUCCUCUCUCUUCUCCUCUCUCCUCUCUCUCCUCCCUCUCUUCUCUCUCCUCCCUCUCCUCCUCUCUCCUCCCUCUCCUCCUCUCUCCUCCUCCCUCUCCUCCUCCCUCCAGAGGUGGACUCGCUGCGUAUCCUGCUCUAUUCGGUCAUCUUCCUCCUCAGUGUGUUGGGAAACCUGCUCAUCAUUGUAGUCCUGGCGGUCAACAAGCGCAUGAGGACGGUCACCAACUCCUUCCUGCUGUCGCUGGCGGUCAGCGACCUGAUGAUGGCCAUCUUCUGCAUGCCCUUCACCCUCAUCCCCAACCUAAUGGAGGACUUCAUCUUCGGACCGGCCAUGUGCAAGAUAGUGGCCUACCUCAUGGGUGAGACAGGAGGAGGGACAGGGGAAGAGACAGUGGGAGGGACGGUGGUGAUAUUGGGGGAGGAACGGGGGAGAGAGGGGAAAAUAUUGAGGGAGGGUGUGAGAGUUAGAGAGGUGUGGAGAGGAUAUGGAUAGAGAUGGGGGAGAGCGAGAGAGGCAGAGCGAGAGACAGCGAAGACUCAGUGACUGACCCAAACUUAACGAAAGCUUUGACUAUGUACACUCAGUGAGCAUAGCCUUGCUAUUGAGAAAGGCCGCCGUAGGCAGACCUGGCACUCAAGAGAAGACAGGCUAUGUGCACCCUGCCCACAAAAUGAGGUGGAAACUGAGCUGCACUUCCUAACCUCCUGCCAAAUGUAUGACCAUAUUAGAGACACAUAUUUCCCUCAGAUUACAGCGAUCCACAAAGAAUUAGAAAACAAACCCAAUUUUGAUAAACUCCAUUGUCUACAGGGUGAAAAACCACAGUGUGCCAUCACAGCUGCAAGAUUUGUGACCUGUUGACACAAGAAUAGGGCAACCAGUGAAGAACAAACACCAUUGUAAAUACAACCCAUAUUUAUGUUUAUUUAUUUUCCCAUUUGUAGAGAGAGAGAGAGAAAAGAGAGAGAGAGAGAGAGAGAGAGAUGAGAGAGAGAGAGAGAUUAGGGAAGAGAGGAGAAGAGAGACCGAGAGAGCAGAGGAGAUGGAAGAGAGAGAUGCCGACAGAGGAGAGAGUCGAGAAUCGAGAGGCGAGAGAGACGGACGGAAGACGUAGGGAGAUGUGAGAGAGGAGGAAGAAGUCACCGCAAGGGAGAAAGGACAGAAUGAGAGACAUGCAUGAGGGAGAGGAGGGAGAGGAGAUGUGAGAGGAAGGCAGAGACAGGCUAGGAGGGAAGAGUGAGACGAGAUGUGCUUCAGCUGGGGCGUGAUCUCAAGUGCUCCGAUGGUCAGCAGAAUGCGAGGGAGGAGCGACAGGACCGGAGUCAGAGGAGAGGAGAGGAAUAGCGAGAAGAGAAGAAGAGAGAGAAGGAGAACACAAACAUGCAGGUCCAGGCAGAGACAGAGACAGAGACGCACCGACAAGAGAGUUAGCAUGUAGACUAGCAGGAGAUAGGAUGUGUGGAGUUAGGAAACCAUUGUCACCCAGUGGCAUGGAUGGAACUGUGAGACAGAGAAUCAUCAUUAGGAUGCAUUGAGGGGAACGGGCAGGCUCUGGGAAUCUGCUGUUGUCUUCCGCUGGCCGUGAUCUCCAGCUGCUCCCGAUGGUCCCCACAGAAUAGCGCAGCACAGGACCCCUCACAGACAUACAUAGCAUAUCGCACAUGGAUGAACACACACAAGCAUGCAGGCUCCCAGGCAUGCACACACGCACCCAGACACACAUAGUCUCAUGUCAUGUUCCAGCUAGCAGGAGGAUAUGGAUUAGGAGGUGAGCAAAGAGUAAUUUCCCUUCUCCAGUCUGGGGGCCGUGGGGAUCAUAGCGAUCAGAUCAGGAGGUUCAGCGAAAUGUGAUUUCCUCAAACACCAUCUCUAUCUAGCCAAGGUCUCACACUCAUGUUUCACUAACACAUCCUUAAAAAUACAUCUUCACUCAAAAAUGCUCAGCGCAUACUAAUCUCUGAUUCAUAAACUACAGUUAGGGUCACAUUUAAUCUGAUCCCUGAUGUUUUUGAAAAGUUUGAACCUUUCAAGAAUUUAACUUAGCAGAACUUUUACGUAACUUUAGUUAACAGAAAACGUUUUAAGUAUGUAUGUCUUUUCUCAUUUCCUUACUUUUCAACAGGUGUAUCCGUGAGUAUCUCCACCUUCAGCCUGGUUGCCAUAGCAAUCGAGCGCUACAGCGCCAUCUGCAACCCGCUGAAGUCGCGGGCGUGGCAGACCCGUUCCCAUGCCUACCGGGUGAUCGCCGCCACCUGGCUCCUGUCCUUCAUGAUCAUGACCCCCUACCCCGUGUUCAGCCACCUGAAACACGUCCCCCUAAAGGACAACAUCACCAUCACACGCAUGUGUCGCCACAUCUGGCCCUAUCGUGAGGUGGAGCAGACCUGGUGAGUUGGUGUGUGUGUGGGGGGAGUUGGUGUGUGUGUGUGUGGGGGGGGGGGGGGGGGGGGGGGGGGGGGGGGAGUGGGUGUGUGGUUGUGUAUGAAGUGUGUGUGGGUGGGGGGGGAGUGGGGGUGAGGUUGUGUAUGAAGUGUGUGUGGGUGGGGGGGGGGAGUGGGGGGUGAGGUUGUGUAUGAAGUGUGUGUGGGUGGGUGGGGGGGGGGGGGGGGGGGGGGAGUGGGGGUGAGGUUGUGUAUGAAGUGUGUGUGGGUGGGUGUGUACUCAUACUCAUCUUACCUUUUGCUUACUACUGCAUUUCAGGAGGUUUGGAUGGAACUGUGAUGACGAACAAAGGAAAACUGUCUACACCUAUACAUUAGAGUGAUGAUACGGCAAUGUUGUGUUUGCAUACUCAUUAGAAUAUAAACACAUCACUAAAAUGGGGGCAACAACUAAAUAAAGUGUAACUUUCCACUAAAACAAGCUUGAGGUUUGAGAAACUUCUCCAGCUGACCUUUUCCCACCAGCGAUAAGUCAUGAAUGUGUCAGUGUAGUAGCAGUAAAUGCCAGGUCACCAGGUGCACUGUGAUUGGCCUGAUGUGGAGGGGUCCUCUGGGGGAGCAAUGAGAGAGAGGAAACACUGCCUGUAGGUGUAAUGCUGCUCUCUCAUUAUUCUCUCAUGUUGAUACCGCCAUGACCCUUACUCUUGUGCGAAAAACUAACUCGCAAACACACACACACACACACACACACACACACACACACACACACACACACACACACACACACACACACACACACACACACACACACUACUGAGGUUCUCCAGAAAACUAAAGUAAUAGUUAGUGAGAGAGAGCUAGGAGGGAGUAGCAACACCUGAACAGGUUAGUUUUGUUUUCUCCCUUCAAAUCAGCUCAGGAGUAAUGUCUCACUGUUAACACAUUACUCUUCCCUAUCUCCACCAGUGAUACCUCCUCUCUCCUCUAUCUCCACCAGUGAUACCUCCUCUCUCCUCUAUCUCCACCAGUGAUACCUCCUCUCUCCUCUAUCUCCACCAGUGAUACCUCCUCUCUCCUCUAUCUCCACCAGUGAUACCUUCUCUCCUCUGUCUCCACCAGUGAGACCUCUCUAACCAUCUACCGCUUCUUCUCCCGCCUCUUUAUAGCUCCCUCUCUUUUCCUCCUCAUGGUAGGAGGAGCUAUAGGUAGACAGGCUCAUUAUGUCUGGAAUGGAAUUAAUGGAACGGAGUCAAACGUGGUUUCCAUAUGUUUGAUGUGUUUGAUACCAUUCCAUUCCAGCCAUUACAAUGGGCCCUUCCUCCUAUAGCUCCUCCCACCAGCCUCCUCUGCUGUUGUCAGACAUCCAUUUGAAAUCAUUAUUGAGAUUAAUGAAAUGCACGAAACAUACUCUCUUUACCCUCUCUUCCACUCUCCAAAGGGUUUAAUUGUGAGUUACAAAGGCAAGUUAAAACCCUUUUAGGAACCAAAAAGAAGAAAAGACUGUUCCAAUGAAAAAUGCAUGCAAAUCUAAUGAUUCUAAUCUGCUACAGGCUCUCUUAUGAUUGUGGAAUAUUGUUAUAAUAGCCGUGGUGCCUCUAAAUUAUUUCAAUGGACUAUUAAUUCAUGUGACUUUACCCAGAGCGGUAGUUUAAUUCCAACAAUUUAUAUUCCUAAUUCACUAGCUCAAUGUCCAUAGUAACAUUUUUAAUACUCUUCGAUUUCCCCUUCCCACAUAUUUUGUCCUCCAUGACGACUGAAUAGGAUAACAUCAUUGUGGUGGAAUGUAUUCUAUACUGGGUAGCAACCCUUAUUGUCUCCACCGGUUGGACCACAGCAAAGAUAUUCGAGAACUGAAGAUACCUCACUCCGGUUUGCUCCUUCUAAUCCAAUGCCUAUUGGACUUCCUCUGCCUAACCUCUUUCUGGAAGUCUCCUGUGAGCGAGCCCCUUUCUCCUAUGCUCUCUCAAUGCUCCUUUUAGAAGCUGGCCUUAGAGUAGUCUCUAAACAUCCUAACCUUAACCAUUUUAAGAGGGUUAAGGCACAACUGACCUUUGAUCAGUGUCUAAGGGAAAUUUGUUAACCCCACUUCCUGUGUGUGUCCCAGGAACAUGAUGUUGCUGCUUGCCCUCUUUGUUGUUCCGGGGGUGGUGAUGAUCGUGGCCUAUGGACUCAUCUCCAGAGAGCUGUACCGAGGAAUCCAGUUUGAGAUGGGCCAGAAGACAUCAUCCCCCGGUGAGACCUUCAUUACUGUUAUUUCAUUAUUCACACAUUUAAUUAUUCACACAUUUAUUUACUUCUUCCAGUAGAGGGGUUAGUAAGAAGACAUUAGAAUGCUGAAUUGGAAUGAACUACAAAUAUUUGAAAUUUCAGUACUGGAAAAAUUGCUUAUCUUCCUGUUUCUGCCCGUUAGUGCUUCCCAGAUUAUUAGGAUUUGGGCUAUCUACCAUUCCCCCCAACCCCCCUUUUAUCAGAAUGAUAAUCUUAAUUAUGGUCACACAGAAUGAACAUUUCAUUAGCAAUCCAAUCAUAUUAAUGUGUUGCAGGUUAGAGCAACAUAACCUUUAGUCAGUAUGUAAGUGAGUAGCUGGAAUGAUCUGAUAUGUGGAGUAUAUCUGCUGCUGCUGCUGUUCUAUUAGAGGAUGGAACUGGCUGAUGGCUGUAGGCCUCGCCUUCACCAUCUGUCUAUCCAAUAUGAGAGAGGGAGGGAUGGAGGGAUGGAGAGGGAGAGAGAAACAGAGGGGUAGUGAUAUGGAGGAAGAGAGAAAGCGAGGGCACAUUAACCCUCAGAUGAGUGAUGUGACUCAGGUUUUUGGUGAUGUGCCUCCUCUAAAAUACAUCUGUGAUUUUGCAAAUCAUAUCUACUUCACAGGCCACAGCAAAUGAUAUUUCCUCCAUUAUCCUCUCCCUCUAUUCUAUAUUCAAUCACUACUUAUUGGCAGGGAUAGCUUCCUUUAGACACUGCCUGUACCAAUUACCCCUGCAUCAUGGUUAUCUGGAUCUUUAGCCAUAACCCACCAUUUGGUGAUUCAUCGUUGUGUCAGAGUCAGAUGAAUUCGUGGAUACCAUUUGUAUGUCUUUGUGUCCAGUAUUAAGAAAGUUAGAGGUAGUUUUGCAAGCCAAUACUAACUAGCAUUAGCACAAUGACUGGAAGCAUGCUAGCAGAUACCCAUAGACUUCCAGUCAUUGCGCUAACUCUAGUUAGGAAUUGCGUCAGCGCUAGUUAGCAACUUCCUUCAAACUGCACGCAGAUACAUAAAAAUGCUCUCCACAAGUUCAUCUGAUUCUGGGGAAGUAGAUAAAGGGCCUCAUUGCCAAAAUCCCGAAGUAUCCCUUUAAGGUGAGCGGUUGUUUAUAAGAGGCUUGCUUCACAGAAAGCGUUUCUGAUGGGAUCUUUAACAGGUGGUAAUUAUCAGAAACGGAGGAGAAGAAACCUGGGACAGGUGGAAAGUACAGUUACAGCAGGGUGUGGGAGGGUGUGUGUAUGUGUGGCUCAUCAUGGCUAAAUUCAGAUGGUUGUUAAAUGGAUCAUAAAUCUCUGUGACCUGAAAUUAUUAGUUAUGUAACCUAAUUGGUCUGACCCCUCCUCACAGUUUUGGACCUCUACUUGACUCGAAAGUAAAUUCUCUGUCACCUUCUUUGCCCCGCCCCUUACACAGGUCUAAAGAAUGGCCUGACCGCCACCGGUGCUUGCAGCAGCGACGACGGAGAUGGUUGCUACGUCCAGGUCGCCAAGCGACCGCGCUCCAUGGAGAUGUCCACUCUGACAUCAUCGACAGCGAGUGCGUCCAAAUUGGAGCGUCCCCGCAGCAACACCUCGGAGGCCAAACUCUUGGCCAAGAAGCGUGUGAUCCGGAUGCUGGUGGUGAUCGUUGCUCUGUUCUUCCUGUGCUGGUUGCCCCUCUACUGCGCCAACACCUGGAAGGCUUUCCACCCAGUCUCUGCCCGCCGUGCCCUCUCUGGUGCCCCCAUCUCCUUCAUCCACCUUCUGUCCUACACCUCGGCCUGCGUCAACCCUAUCAUCUACUGCUUCAUGAACACACGCUUCCGCAAGGCGCUGCUCGCCACCUUCGCCUGCUGCUGCCGCCAGCCCUGCCGACACAGACGCCACGGGCUGCGGGAUGGAGAGGAGGACGCCAUGGCUAUGGGGGUGUCCAUGUCCAAGUUUAGUUACACCACGGUCAGCACUAUGGGGACGUGCUGA